This is a messenger RNA of Lepus europaeus (European hare), 2436 nucleotides long. RefSeq names its product lipoyl(octanoyl) transferase 2 (gene LIPT2). Gene Ontology annotation, molecular function: lipoyl(octanoyl) transferase activity. Lineage: Eukaryota; Metazoa; Chordata; Mammalia; Lagomorpha; Leporidae. The transcript has 2 exons. Gene Ontology annotation, biological process: protein lipoylation. The record is from RefSeq and is a predicted model, not a curated record. Gene Ontology annotation, cellular component: mitochondrion. The coding region runs from base 1 to 696 and encodes 231 amino acids.
AUGCCGCGGCCCGCGGUCCGGCUGCUGUGGCUGGGCCGCCUGCACUAUGGCGAGCUGCUGGCGCUCCAGGAGCGCUGGCUGCGGCGGCUGCAGGCCGAGCCAGGCCCCCAGGCUCCGUCGGGAACGGAGGCGGGCGCGCUCCUGCUCUGCGAGCCCGCGGGGCCCGUGUACACGGCCGGCCUACGCGGCGGCCUGACGCCCGAGGAAGCUGCGCGGCUGCGGGCCCUGGGCGCCGAGGUGCGCGCCACAGGCCGCGGCGGCCUCGCCACCUUCCAUGGCCCGGGCCAGCUGCUGUGCCACCCGCUGCUGGACCUGCGGCGCCUCGGCCUGCGCCUGCGCAUCCAUGUGGCGGCGCUGGAGGCGUGCGCCGUGCGCCUGUGCGAGCUGCAGGGCCUGCGGGGCGCCCGCGCGCGGCCCCCGCCCUACACUGGCGUCUGGCUUGGGGAGCGCAAGAUCUGCGCCAUCGGAGUCCGCUGUGGAAGGCACAUCACAUCCCACGGUCUGGCUCUGAACUGCGCUACCGACCUCACGUGGUUUGAGCACAUUGUGCCGUGUGGACUGGUUGGCACAGGUGUCACUUCGCUGAGUCAGGAGCUCCAGCGGCACGUCUCUGUGGAGGAAGUGAUGCCACCUUUCCUGGAGGCCUUUCAGGAGACCUAUAAGUGCACACUGAUCUCAGAGGACAGCUCCAGCUGACAGACAUCCACGUACCACACCGAGGAGCGCCUCACCUUAGAAAGCACCACAGCUGGCUGAGUCCCUGGCACCCAGCUUUGAGAGCCGGCCUGGUACUGAUCAUGCGACUAAGCACAGAUAGGCGCUUGGAGCAAUGGUUGCGUGUGUAUCCUGGUUUAGCUGUAGCUUCCCUACCUACCUCAGAGGUAACAGACAUGGAAAUGCUAUGAGAAGCAUCGGGUGCUGUAUAAAAUAGCGCUGCUGACACCAGUUCUUCUGUUCAGAGAAACUUAGACAUCACCGAUGGUCAUUCAUGAAGUAUUUGUUACUUUCUCAAUACGGUCUCUAAGUGGGCAGUCCCGGCCGUGAUACAGUGGGAAUCGGAUCUGUGGGUGCUCUAGGUGAAGGUGAUACAAUGUUGUGCUUCUUCAUUCUCAAGAGACCAGGGUGCCCUGUGCAUGCAGUAAAGGGAAUAUCCAUUUCAAAGAAUAAAAUGAGAUGUUGACCUGGCUUGGAUUCCCCAAGGUUGAUGAUUUAACUGUUUUUAGUCGGGGUACGCUUGAGCUAGGCCAGAGGCUGGGAGAGGGCCAAGAAUAAUUCCUCACACUGUACAGAUGCCAAAGACAGAAGUGAGUGUUGUAUGAGAUCACUGCGUUUAUGAGACUGUGUAUUAGUGAGCGAUUGCUGUGUGACAAAUCACCAAAGCCUGGAGACUUCACGAUAAACAUCUAUUGCCUCAUUUUUGUACGGGUGGGUCUGGAAUUUGGGAGCACCUUAGCUGAGUGUUUCUGGGUCAGGUCUCCCGGUAAACUUGGGAGUCAGGAUGUCAGCUGGGGCCGCUGUCACCUGCAGGACUGACACGGGAAGAGGAUCAGCUUCUGCCAUAGUUCACUCACUUCCUGGUCUGUCCUACGUGUUGACCUCAGUUGCUCCACGCGUGGACCUCUCCAUGGGGCUGCUUGAAGUUGUCAGGACAGGAGAACUGGUUUCCCCAGGGCGAGUCACAGGUCAGCUAUGGCAUCACACAGUCAUUUCUGCAGUCUCCCGGGAGAGGAGCCCUAUGCGGGGUGGAAGGGGCAAGAGCCGGGGGUCCUGGGUGGUUGUGUUGGAGACUGGCCUCCGCAGCCUGUUAGGUGUGCGAAGAGGCUUGAACAAGAUGUCAGAGGAACCGGUUCCAGUGCUGGCUCUGCGGAACCAUCAUCCUCACCCUGGGCUUCCGCCUACCCUUUGCUGUUCAAUAGUAGUAGAAUGCCAACCACAUCAUAAUUUGAUAUUGGCUAGGAGCCAAGCUAAGGAGGUAAGGAGAAAUCGUUAGUGUUAGUUUUAAUAUAUUUUAAUUAGCCCAAUAUAUUAAAAAGCAUCAAUAUAAAUGUAUUAUUGAAAUAUUUCGCAUUUUUAUACUAAGUCUCCAAAAUAUGGUAUAUAUUUCCUGCUUAUAGCAUUACUCAUUUUGUUCUCGCCAUAGUUUAUUUCACUUUUUUUAAGGCAGAGUGCAGAGAGAAAUAGAUGCUCCAUCCUCUGGUUCACUCCCCAGAUGCUUGCAACAGCCAAGACUGAGGCAGGCCAAAGCCAGGAGCCCAGAACUCCACCUGAGUCUCACACAUGGGCAGUAGGGACUCCGGUAGUUGAGCCAUCACCUGCUGCCUCCCAGGGUGUGCUUUAGCAGGAAGUAGAGUGGGGUCUCGGACCCCAGUACUUGUAUAGGCAAUGUGGGUAUCUUUACCACUGCACCAAAUGUCUGCCUUCGUUCCCUCCCUCCCU